CGCCGCCCGCCCAGCGCCGCCCGGGGCUCCGCUGCCGAGGCCGCCGCCCGAGGCGCACCAGGCUGGGCCGGGCCGCCGCCCCGCGCCGUCGGCUGGGUUCCCGCCGGGCGCCUAGCGAACGGGCCUCACGGGUGUUGGUGCCAGAAGAAAAGAAUGAUUGAUGGGAAGCAGACACCGAGCUAUAGACACUCAUCCUUUUGCUUCAGAUACUGAUACCUCAGUGCGCCUGAGCAACGCUUAUGAGCCGUGAGCAUCUAGGAUCACCCAGGGUUAUUGGCUGUACAAUAGGAGAGCCAUCAUUUUGCUAGAUCAUUAUCUGCUGCUGGACAUCUGUUACAAAAACCAAACUAGACCCAAGUCUAAUAGAUAUGUUCUAAGACAAUGAAAAAGCUGCAAGUUGUUGCUAAUGCCUAAUGCACAAGUAUGCUAGGUUUCCACCAAAGUCCUCAAUAUACCUGAACACGCGCAAUAUCCGAAUCCUUCACUUUUAGUUUUGGAAUCUACUUUGAAGUCUCAUCCUCUUUUUUCUGUUUGUUUUUUGUUACAUAUACAAACCUACCUACCUAUAGACAUACAUGUAUAUGUAAAAUAGAGACCACAGAUAAUCAAACCCGGCUUUUGUUACCACGAAGAUUGCCAAGAAUUCAGAGAUGUAUUUGUCAAGAUUCCUGUCAAUUCAUGCCCUUUGGGUUACAGUGUCCUCAGUGAUGCAGCCCUACCCUUUGGUGUGGGGACAUUAUGAUGUGUGUAAGACUCAGAUUUACACAGAAGAAGGGAAAGUUUGGGAUUAUAUGGCCUGUCAGCCGGAAUCCACAGACAUGACAAAAUAUCUGAAAGUGAAACUGGAUCCUCCGGACAUUACCUGUGGAGACCCUCCUGAGACAUUCUGUGCAAUGGGCAACCCCUACAUGUGCAAUAAUGAGUGUGAUGCAAGUACCCCGGAGCUGGCACAUCCACCUGAGCUGAUGUUUGAUUUUGAAGGAAGACAUCCCUCUACAUUUUGGCAGUCUGCUACUUGGAAAGAGUAUCCCAAGCCUCUCCAGGUUAACAUCACUCUGUCUUGGAGCAAAACUAUUGAGCUCACAGACAACAUAGUUAUUACCUUUGAAUCGGGGCGUCCAGACCAAAUGAUCCUGGAGAAAUCUCUUGAUUAUGGACGAACAUGGCAGCCCUAUCAGUAUUAUGCCACAGACUGCUUAGAUGCUUUCCACAUGGAUCCUAAAUCCGUGAAGGAUUUAUCGCAGCAUACGGUCUUAGAAAUCAUUUGCACCGAAGAGUACUCCACAGGGUAUAUGACCAACAGCAAAAUAAUCCACUUUGAAAUCAAAGAUAGGUUCGCGUUUUUUGCCGGACCUUGGCUACGCAAUAUGGCUUCCCUCUACGGACAACUGGAUACAACCAAGAAACUCAGAGAUUUCUUUACUGUCACAGACCUGAGGAUAAGGCUUUUGAGACCUGCCGUUGGGGAAAUAUUUGUAGACGAGCUACACUUGGCACGCUACUUCUACGCCAUCUCAGACAUAAAGGUUCAUGGAAGGUGCAAAUGUAAUCUCCAUGCCACUGUGUGUGUGUAUGACAACAGCAAAUUGACCUGUGAAUGUGAGCACAACACUACAGGUCCAGACUGUGGGAAAUGCAAGAAGAAUUAUCAGGGCCGACCUUGGAGUCCAGGCUCGUAUCUCCCCAUCCCCAAAGGCACUGCAAAUACCUGUAUCCCCAGUAUUUCCAGUAUUGGCAAUCCUCCAAAGUUUAAUAGGAUAUGGCCGAAUAUUUCUUCCCUUGAGGUUUCUAAUCCAAAACAAGUUGCUCCCAAAUUAACUUUGUCAACAGUUUCUUCUGUUCAAGUUGCAAACCACAAGAGAGAUUGUGAAUGCUUCGGCCACUCCAAUCGAUGCAGUUAUAUCGAUCUGCUAAAUACAGUCAUUUGCGUGAGCUGUAAACACAACACUAGAGGGCAGCACUGUGAGUUAUGCAGGCUGGGCUACUUCAGAAAUGCUUCUGCACAGCUGGACGAUGAGAAUGUGUGCAUAGAGUGUUAUUGUAACCCUUUGGGCUCAGUCCAUGAUCGUUGUAAUGGCUCAGGAUUUUGUGAGUGUAAGACUGGAACAACAGGGCCUAAGUGUGAUGAGUGUCUGCCGGGAAAUUCCUGGCACUACGGCUGUCAACCGAAUGUCUGCGACAACGAGCUCCUGCACUGCCAGAACGGAGGGACGUGCCACAACAACGUGCGCUGCCUGUGCCCCGCCGCGUACACGGGCAUCCUGUGCGAGAAGCUGCGGUGUGAGGAAUCGGGCAGCUGCGGCUCCGACUCGGGCCAGGGCGCGCCCUCGCGCGGCUCCCCCGCGCUGCUGCUGCCGCUGGCCGCUCUGCUGGGGACAGCCGGCCCCCUGGCGAUCUAGGCGGCGCGUCCAGCCACCAGAUGGGUCUGGCCGUGGGGAAGCAAACACAGCCCCAGCAUUUGCUACUAACAUAGGAAACCCACCCUCAGACCCCCCCACUCAAACACAGUGUACAAACUAAGAAGGCCCAACUGAACUAAGCCAUAUAUAACAGCCGUGGACAGCACACCGGAGUCAAGACUGGUAAUUUCUGACUCCAGAGGCGUUGGCAGCUGCUGAUAGUAUCCCUGCAAAUCACAUUGCCCGCUGCAGAGCUUAUCGCCGAUUGGAAAGGCUGUGACAGCCCCCCGAAAGGAACGACAGAAAAACAACAGCAAAUCAACCAACCUAAAAACAUUGGCUACUCGCACGUGGUGUGCCCCACGCACCACCCGGCCCCGUGUGUGAACCAACCAAACUGAAGCAUCCUUUGCUGGCAGUGCAUUGUGGGUCUAAGGAAGUGUGUUACAAGCUGCCAUAUUGGCCUGCUUCAGUCCCUGAACCCCUUCCAACCUGUGCUUUGGUGAACGUUGCUCUGUAACCCUCGUUGGUUGAAAGAUUUCUUUGUCUGGUGUUAGUAAUGCACAUGUGUAACAGCCCCCCUUCAAAAGCUCAAGCCAGUCGUACCCCGUAUAUCUUAGCAGCACUGGGUCCACCCAGUGCUAGCACACAUCCACUGUCCAAGAGUGGCUGUAGGAAAAAAGAGAAAGUGUAUCUAUCCUUUUGUAUUCAAAUGAAGUUAUUUUUCUUGAAAUACUGUAAUAUGUAGAUUUUUUGUAUUCUUGCCAAUUUGUGUUACCAGACAAUCUGUUAAUGUAUCUAAUUCAAAUCAGCAAAGACUGACAUUUUAUUUUGUCCUCUUUCCUUCUGUUUUGUUUCAUUGUGCAGAGAUUUCUCUGUAAGGGCAACGAACUUGCUGGCAUCAAAGAAUAUCAGUUUACAUAUAUAACAAGUGUAAUAAGAUUCCACCAAAGGACAUUCUAAGUGUUUUCUUGUUGCUUUAACACUGGAAGGUUUAAAGAAUAAAAAUUCCUGCAUAAACGAUUUCAGGAAUUUGUAUUGCGAUUUCUUAAGAUGAAAGAAGCAGCCACCAAGCAGAUUCACACUCGCUUUACUGAUUUCUGUGUGGACUGAAUACACUCAGCUGAUGAAUUUAGUAACCAGAAAGGUGGAUUGGUGUUCACUAGCUUGGACAACUUCUGCAAAAUAUGAGACUAUUUCUACUUGGGAAAAAUUAUAACAGAAAAAAAUCUAAGUGAUUGCCAAGAUUAUGCCAAAGCCUGUUGGCAGAGUACUAAGAGACUUUUAUUUUUAAGUCAUGCUAUUUUCACAGAUUGAUGUGAUCAUGUGACUCUAGGGAUGCUGAUCUAUGUAUCUUUCCAAUUACAGUGUUUACAUGGAGUAUCAUAAGAGGCAACCUGGGGAACCAGGAAAGUCGCAGGGAAAUUGAGUGAUUAGCAAUUUGACUUUGAAUAUAUUCAGACUAAGUAUUUACAGAAAUAUCAAAAUAUACAGCAGCAAGUAGACAUAACUGCUGUUCCUGAGAAUAAAGUUUGUUUUAAGUACUGCCCAAGGUGUAAUCAAUUCUUGUUUCUGCCUUUUAUUAGGCCAAUUACUGUGCAAAACAGCAAGGCAGGGAGAGGAGGGGAGAAGCACUGCAAAGUUUCAAAGUGACUAAAACAGUGUGUAUUCCAUUCCCAGCACACUGUUGUCCUACAGGUUACAAAUGUGUUCGCAGCAGCAUCUUCUGGCAUCAAAAACAAUUAACAGCCCAAGCCAGAGUCUGAAGGACAGUGAAGUCUUACAUGACUUGGUAGAGCAAUAGCCUAUGAUGGUGUUAGGUCAGAAGCCCACUUCCAGUCUGAAUUCUUCACCCUCCCGCCACUCUUUGCUGAAAUUGGGGUAGCGGGAGUCUUCUGACAAAUAUCCUCGGUAAAAACUAGACUAAGGAACAGUGUGUCUUAUUGGUUUUGUUCCCAGAAAAACCAAUUCAAAGAAGGCAAUAAAAGGUAAACAGGUAACGCCUGUGCUGCCUGCCAUCCCACGUCUAAGUCGAUUGAAUGUUUGUUAUUCAAACCCACAGUCUCUUUUGAUGUAAGAAAUAAGAAAAGAUAGAAAUAAAUUAGAGCUCUGGCUUAGUGCCGGCGUGGCCAACCAGAAACUGGAGAUUUACAUUAGAAGCAUAAACAGCAAAUUAUAUUUCAGGCUCACCAAAGACUACACAUGAAAAUGCCGAUAACAUACAGUUUGAGAUUACCUAUAAUGAGGUGGAUUUCUAAUAUUAAAAUUGGAGUUGUCUUAUAGUUUAUUAGCACAAACCAAAGGUAGACUGUGUUAUUUCCAGCAAUGAUGCACUUUAUUAUUACCCACUCAUGGCUUUGUCCCUACGCUCAGGAAUCAGACUGCACAUUUCAAUACAUGGUAUUUGAAAGCUAAUUCUAACAUUUAAUGAAGACCUGAUCUAAAUCAAUUCAUCUGCCUUUUAUCUUUAUGAAGCUAUAAGAAUCUAAAUUGAUGAGGCAUAUCUUGCAUUCAGUGUAUUUAGAUAUAGUUUUCUGAAUUUCCUAAAGUGAUGUGACCUGCUUUUAAUAAAUUCACUUUUAGGUAUAUAACAAAUGGAAAUGAAAUGUUCUUUUUAAUCUGGAUUCUCAAAUUCUUCUAAAGGGUGUAUUACUUUGGUGAAACCCCAAAUCAGUAGAUUUUAUUCAUCUGCUGUUUUCUAGCAUUCUUGCAAAGCUGGUUCCAUCUACAAUAUUAUGUCUAAGGACAGGAUUGGGGUGAAAAGUGGAUACUAAAUUGUUCACAUAUUUAAGGUCCUAAUUCUUGCUUUGUCUCUACUUGGAUUAGCCCUUAGGAUUGGUUAAUCUAUCAACUUUACCACAAAUACAAUUUCUUCCAUCAACACCUCUGAUGAACAUAAAACUUCAAAGAAAUCUUUGUCCCAAGGUUCAGCUAUAUAGAAAGUGUUGGUAUUUAUAGGAACAGAAUUAGACUGCCCUGUGAUGAUGUGGGAUUGAUUCAUUUCUGAGCCUGUGCACAGGGUAGAGGGGGAACUUUAGUCCCAGAAAAGAGCAGCCCUUGCUUAGUGGGGCCCAUUCUGACUCUCCUCCCAUUUUGUCUCAGUAGCCAGGAACCUAGAAUUCUGUCCUCCACCUACUUUUAGGGUGUAUACGCCUCUUCUGAGGGUCCAAACUCCUGAAGGCAGGCAGCAUAAUGAGUGCACAUCCUUGAGUGCAAGAGGUGGCAAAGGGUGAAUAUGUAUGGAUAGAUGAGUGACUUGGGCCUGGGAGUAUAUGCUGGGGAAUUCACACGCGAGUGAGAAGAGGCUCCUUGCAGUGAAACCCAGAGCUCAGGGAUAGAAAAGAAGGGGCUAAGAGGUGGGAGAGAGAGUAGGGCUGACUCAGGGCCAGGGUCCAGUACAGAACUCUGAGCAAUCUAAAAGAUUCUAAACCUAUACCUGGGUUUCCGAUUGUUAUGAAGGUAUUUGUGUUAAAACAGCAGAAUGGAACAUAGUGUUAUUUAACACUAUGUUAGCUUGAUGUAUAACUUUUAAAUAUUUAGACAUGUGGCCUAUGGGCUUCCAUUGGUACUUUUGUCCUGGCCCCUGCCUGGUGGGUCUGCCUGGAGAUGAACACUGCAUGAGGUGCCCUUGAGUCAAAUGACUAAAUGGGUCAAAUCACUUACCCAGGUACAGGUUGGGAGAAGGCAUACCGGUCACAGUUCAACAAUUCCUAUAGUUAAUGCUCCACUUCACUUUUUCUCCAACCUGUGGCCUUACUGAAUAUAAGAACGUUUGGAGGGACUGGGGGCAGCUGUGAGGAAACCCUGAAAUCAGAUCUUUUGUCCCAUCAUCUGCACUCUCCGCCAUCAAUAAUCCAGUAUUUUGGGGCGGUAAGGACCCCAUAUUCUGAGAUGGGAUGCUCUGUGUUAUAUGGGAAAUGGGUUGUUGCACUUCACCUGUUGUUAAAUACUAAAUAAAAUACCUAUUUAACAGUU
Messenger RNA from Orcinus orca (killer whale), 6374 nucleotides. It is a transcript of the gene NTNG1, whose product is annotated as netrin G1. Gene Ontology annotation, molecular function: cell-cell adhesion mediator activity. The record is from RefSeq and is a predicted model, not a curated record. Lineage: Eukaryota; Metazoa; Chordata; Mammalia; Artiodactyla; Delphinidae. Bases 651 to 2399 code for a protein of 582 amino acids. The transcript is spliced from 10 exons.